Messenger RNA from Penicillium odoratum, 768 nucleotides. RefSeq lists its product as uncharacterized. The coding region runs from base 1 to 768 and encodes 255 amino acids. The record is from RefSeq and is a predicted model, not a curated record. The transcript has a single exon. NCBI's taxonomy places the organism in Eukaryota, Fungi, Ascomycota, Eurotiomycetes, Eurotiales, Aspergillaceae.
AUGUUGAGCACUAGGAGAGGGAAGGAAAUCAUCCAACAAGCCCUUCCUGCUCUCUUCAUCAGCCCUUUUUGUGCCGCGGAUGGCGAAAGCGCGGAGAAGUCAACCCUACCCAAUCUCAAGUUUGAGGGACCUUUGAUCCGUUGGUCUGGCUUUUCGGAAGCAGUUCAGGCAAACACCAAGGAUGAACUUUUCAGCCUACAAGGGCUUCCAUGGCAUGAGUUCUUCGAACCCGAUCCCAUCAACGAUUUGGAAAGCUUUAAGGUCAGAUUCCACAGCAGAAUUGGGAAGGAACUUGAAGAGGUUCUGAUACUGCAGGAAACCAACAUUAAGUUCGCCGGUUACCCGUGCCUCAUUCCCUACGUCGGCACGGGCCGCACUGUGAUGAUGAGUACAGCACCCACCACGAUAAGAGCUGUUGGAGAACUGAUUGUGCCGUGGAUCAGUGUGCACUCCAUGCAGGCCGUGUACGAUUUGGAGGAUGAACUUCGAGUCAUGCUUGCUCAACCGAUUCGCUACAUGCAGGAUCUUGGUUGUGUGUACGGGUUCCUCAGCAGCUACAAUGAGACGAUCUUUUUGCGCCAGCGACUCAUUGGAGGCAUUUGGGAGGUGAACUACUCCCCAGUUAUCAGUGGCGGGUUUCCUUCUCAGUAUAGUGACACCGAGCCCAGGGUUUCAACUCGAGAAUCUUUUUUCUACCUCGCUGGCCUGGCAGCUAAAACAGACCCAGUUUCCACCGUUAGACCUAACUGGUCUUUUGUGGAUCCGUGA